AUGGAGGAAGUGGAUUCGCUGGAGCUGUUCUCGCUCGUGUCGCGAGUGACGAACGAGCUCCAGAACCAUCUGGGUAUUAACGACAAAACGCUAUCCGAAUUCGUGAUCGACCAGCAUCUCAAAUGCAAUGGAGACUUCCCCAAGUUCAAGGAUAACCUCGUCGAGAUGGGCGCCGAAUUCCCUCAGAGCUUGUUGGAGAGCGUCGACCGCCUUGUCCUGACGAUGCACCCGAAAUAUAAAGGGAAGCAAGAGGAGAAUGGCGAUUCGGCCCCGGCUGAGAAUGAUAUGCUUGAUGAGCUUGGUGCGCUGGAGCGCAAGUCCCGCGUUUUCAAGGGACUUGCUGUACCGGAUACAGGAAAGCGUUGGGAGGAGGAUGACUAUCUCGAUAGCGGAGCGAACGACGCGCAAGCCGGCGCCAUGGACGAUACAUUUGCUAUGCUGGAAGGAUUAGCUGGAAACAACUCGAAGGCCGACAAGCCACGCCCCUCGCGAGAUGAACGCAGCAGCCGAAAGCGCAGCCGCAGCCCCGACGACGAUUACAACCGUGGUCGCCGACACGGUGACAGAUACCGCUCCAGGUCACGAAGCGCAAAUAGGCGCAGCAAAAAUGAUGAUCUGGUGGACGAAUUCGGCCGAUCAAUCGGAAAAUACCGAGACCGAGAUGAUGGCCAUCGUAACGGCCACAGCGACAGGCGGCGACGACGCGAUCGCGAGCGAGACGACUACUUCGAUCAACCGCCGCCCAUGGAAGUGGAUGACCACCCGGUCCUUUUCAAGGUGUAUGAUGGAACUGUGACGGGUGUGAAGGACUUUGGUACCUUUGUGAAUUUGCAGGGAGUGAAAGGCAAAGUUGAUGGUCUCGUUCAUGUCUCCCAGAUGCAAGAAGGUGUUCGGGUCAACCACCCUUCUGACCUUGUGUCACGAGGCCAAUCUGUCAAGGUCAAGGUGGUCAAAAUCGAAGGCACUCGAAUUGGUUUGUCGAUGAAAGAAGUCGAUCAAGUCACAGGACGUGAUCUUGUUCCUCAACGUCGUUUGGCCUCAGGUGCCAAUAUGGAACGCCUUGAUGGCUCGUCUUCCGAUGAUAGGUACGGAAACAUCAGCUCUGAUGUACCCGUAAUUGAGUCCUCAGGCCGUCCAAUGAGGAAUCGAAAGCGAAUGACCUCACCAGAGCGGUGGGAAAUCCGACAGCUCAUCGCAUCUGGUGUUGCUUCAGCAGCCGACUACCCUGAACUCGAAGAGGAAUACCACUCCACUCUCACCGGAGAGGGUGCUUUCGAAGAAGAAGAAGAUGUCGAUAUUGAAGUCAAAGACGAGGAACCGCCUUUCCUGGCUGGCCAGACAAAGCAGUCCCUCGAGCUCUCUCCUAUCCGUGUCGUCAAGGCCCCUGAUGGUUCUAUGAACCGAGCCGCGAUGUCAGGCACAAACCUUGCCAAGGAAAGGCGUGAAUUGAAGCAACAAGAAGCGCAAGACAAAGCUGCCGAGCGGGCAGCUGAGGUUGAUCUCAAUGCUCAAUGGCAUGAUCCUAUGGUCGCAGCCGAGGAUCGCAAGUUCGCUUCUGAUCUGCGUAACACACAGCAGCAAGAUGAGGCGAUACCGGAGUGGAAGAGGGUCACUAUGGGCAAAAAUGCCUCAUUGGGCAAACGGACCGACAUGUCUAUCAAAGAGCAGCGCGAGAGCUUGCCCGUGUUUAAAUUCCGCAAGCAACUGCUAGAUGCUGUCAAGGAUAACCAGUUGAUGAUUGUUGUCGGAGAUACUGGAUCGGGAAAGACCACGCAGUUGACUCAGUAUCUAGCUGAAGCUGGCUAUGGAAACAAUGGCAUCAUUGGUUGCACCCAGCCGCGUCGUGUGGCUGCUAUGUCAGUUGCCAAACGUGUGUCUGAAGAGGUGGGUUGCCGACUAGGUGCAGAGGUUGGGUACACUAUCCGUUUCGAGGAUUGCACCAGCCCAGAAACCCAGAUCAAGUACAUGACCGACGGUAUGCUUCAACGAGAGAUUCUGCUGGAUCCGGAUCUCAAGAAGUACUCGGUGAUCAUGCUUGAUGAGGCACACGAGCGGACAAUUGCCACCGAUAUCUUGUUCGGACUAUUGAAGAAGACGGUCGAGCGAAGACCUGAUCUGAGACUCAUCGUCACAUCGGCCACUCUCGAUGCCGAGAAGUUCUCAGAGUACUUCAAUGGUUGUCCUAUCUUCUCUAUUCCGGGAAGAACUUUCCCCGUUGAGAUCAUGUAUUCGAAGGAGCCGGAGUCCGAUUAUUUGGACGCUGCCCUUAUCACUGUGAUGCAGAUCCACUUGACUGAAGCUGCCGGUGACAUCCUUGUCUUCCUCACAGGGCAAGAAGAAAUCGAUACGUCUUGUGAGAUCUUAUAUGAGCGAAUGAAGGCGUUGGGGCCUUCAGUUCCGGAACUGGUCAUUUUGCCCGUCUAUUCUGCGCUUCCCAGUGAAAUGCAAAGUCGCAUCUUCGAGCCUGCGCCCCCUGGUGGCCGGAAAGUUAUCAUUGCUACCAACAUUGCCGAAACCUCCAUUACAAUCGACAAUAUUUAUUAUGUCAUCGACCCCGGCUUUGUGAAGCAAAAUGCCUACGACCCUAAGCUCGGAAUGGACUCUCUGGUGGUCACUCCCGUCUCUCAAGCUCAGGCUAAGCAGCGUGCAGGACGUGCAGGACGUACAGGGCCCGGUAAAUGUUUUCGACUUUACACCGAAGCUGCGUAUCAAUCUGAAAUGCUUCCGACUACCAUUCCUGAAAUUCAGCGGCAGAACCUCUCCCACACUAUUCUUAUGCUCAAGGCCAUGGGCAUCAAUGAUCUCCUCCAUUUUGACUUCAUGGAUCCUCCGCCGACGAAUACUAUGUUGUCAGCUCUAGAGGAAUUAUAUGCAUUGUCUGCACUGGACGAUGAAGGCCUCUUGACCCGACUCGGUCGAAAGAUGGCCGAUUUUCCCAUGGAGCCCGCCUUGGCCAAGGUGCUCAUCGCUUCUGUCGACAUGGGUUGCUCCGAUGAAAUGCUUAGCAUUGUCGCCAUGCUUUCCAUCACUUCGGUAUUCUACCGUCCAAAGGAAAAGCAGCAACAAGCCGACCAGAAGAAGGCCAAGUUCCACGACCCGCAUGGAGAUCAUCUUACGCUUUUGAAUGUCUACAAUUCAUGGAAACACUCCAAAUUUAGCAAUGCGUGGUGUUUUGAGAAUUUCAUCCAGGCGCGACAAAUCCGCCGUGCACAAGACGUGCGACAGCAGCUCUUUGGCAUCAUGAAUCGCUAUCGCCAUAAGAUCGUCUCGUGCGGGCGAGACACAAUGAAAGUCCGACAAGCUCUCUGCACGGGCUUUUUUCGAAACGCUGCCCGCAAGGACCCUCAGGAAGGAUACAAGACCCUUGUCGAAGGCACACCUGUGUACAUGCACCCGAGUUCCGCGCUCUUUGGGAAACCGUCAGAGCACGUCAUCUACCACGAUCUGGUUCUCACCUCCAAAGAGUACAUGCAUUGCACCACGUCGAUCGAACCAAAAUGGCUGGUUGAAGCGGCGCCUACCUUUUUCAAGGUUGCGCCCACUGACCGUCUGUCUAAACGCAAAAAGGCCGAGCGCAUUCAGCCUCUGCACAACCGGUUUGCCGGUGAGGAUGACUGGCGUCUCUCGGCUCAACGACGACAGGGCAGGGGUGGUGGUGGUGGAACAUGGGGUUAG
Messenger RNA from Penicillium argentinense, 3675 nucleotides. RefSeq lists its product as uncharacterized. Gene Ontology annotation, biological process: spliceosomal complex disassembly; mRNA splicing, via spliceosome. The transcript has a single exon. Gene Ontology annotation, cellular component: intracellular anatomical structure; catalytic step 2 spliceosome. Lineage: Eukaryota; Fungi; Ascomycota; Eurotiomycetes; Eurotiales; Aspergillaceae. The coding region runs from base 1 to 3675 and encodes 1224 amino acids. The record is from RefSeq and is a predicted model, not a curated record. Gene Ontology annotation, molecular function: ATP binding; RNA binding; RNA helicase activity.